This is a messenger RNA of Vanrija pseudolonga, 1068 nucleotides long. RefSeq names its product Protein priA. The transcript is spliced from 2 exons. The coding region runs from base 1 to 1068 and encodes 355 amino acids. The record is from RefSeq and is a predicted model, not a curated record. Lineage: Eukaryota; Fungi; Basidiomycota; Tremellomycetes; Trichosporonales; Trichosporonaceae.
AUGGUCCGCCUCUUCUCCGCCCUCACCGCCGGCGUUGCCCUCCUCGCGGCCUCGUCCGCCGUCGCCGUGCCCGACGCUGAGGCCGCCCUCGGCUCGUCCGACAUCACCAUCCCCUCGCACGUCGAGGCCCGCGCGGCCAACCUCCAGGACCGUACCUUCUACAACCCGGUCGCUCCUCCCUUCGUCGGCUGCCAGUACCUUUGGGACAUUAACGGCGGCUACGUCUUCCUCAAGUUCUUCCAGACUGCCGCCAGCUGUACUGCCGAGUGUGGCGCCCGUGGCUACGGUGCCGCCCACUUCUGCUCCCUCCUCGGUGCAUGCAAGUGCUCGGCCGGCGGUAACACCGGCAACGUGUACGCUUCUGGUUUCCCCCAGAGCUGCCCCCUGCUCUCGUACACCUCGUACGCUACCCGCACUCCCUUCGUCUGGCGCGGCUGCCCCUGGUCGAUCGGAUGGAACCCUCUCGACCCCCGUGGCCCCGGAAACGAGCCCGCCACUGCCAGCGACACCCCCGGUGGUGCCGCCUGUCUCCAGCGCUGCGCUGGCUUCCGCUUCGCCGUCACUCUUCCUGGCCGUCUUGGUAUCCCCUACAUUGGCUUCAAGCCUCCUCUCCGCUGCGUCUGCAUCAACUACCCCCCUGUCCUCGCCGGUAACCGUUGUGCCACCAACUCGUUCUUCUUCUACGAGGGCCCUGGCGGUGGACCCAUCCCCUCCGGCAACGGCCGUCGCCGCGCCGAGGAGAAGCGCCUCGCCGAGCAGAUUGCCCUCAUCGACGCCCACCCCCACUGCCCUGUCGGCAAGGACGCUUGCAACGUGUCCGAGAACCCGGAGGACGGCUACGAGUGCAUCAACACCGACACUGAGCUCGAGUCGUGCGGUGGAUGCAAGUACGGCUACUACUCUAACGUCGCCGCCAACUCGACCUACACCUUCUCCCAGGUCGCUCCUGGUGUCAACUGCGCCCAGCUUCCCAACGUUGCUCGCGGUGCCGCCACCUGCCAGGAUGGUACUUGCAAGGUCACGGCCUGCAAGAAGGGCUUCCAGCUCCUCCACGGCAACUGUGUCUAA